AUGGCUUCGUCUUUCGACGUUUUUAAUAUGGUGUUGAAAGAAUACGAGAGUUCGAUUAAGAGUUUGGAGAAGAAGGUGAGCGAAUACAGCAUAUCUAUCGCAGUACUGCAAUCGAGAUUGCUUCCGAACAAUCUCGAUUCGUCCGUUCAUCUCAAAGAAGACGAAGUAUUUUUACCGGGGCACGACAGGCAUGUGUUGAACGAGCUGUUGAAGGAAACGAUACGUCUGAGAAGCAUUCUGAACGACAAAUACAGCAACGAAGAGGUUGCAGAGGCGCAAAAAACGAUCCGUGCGCUGCGAUCGAAGAUCACCGAACUGUCUGUGGAGCUUGCUUCUAAAGAUUCCGAGCUUGGCGAACAUCUGGACGAUUUGAAAUCGUGCGAAUCGGAGAAAGACGCGUUGAUCUGCAAGCUGAAGCGUGAUUUAUCGAAGCUCCGAGAAGAGAGUAUAGAGCUUGCGACUUUGAAAGAAGAGUUUCGAAAGUUUCUAACUAAUCGAAAGGAUGACGACGACGAGCUCGCCACUUUGCGGGAGCAGAGGACCAGCUUAAGUAGAGAGAACGACAAAUUAUCCAAGCAACUUCGAGACGGGAUCAGCAUGAACACCAGAUGGCAGAAAUAUUCGAACCAGCAAGAAGCGCACGUCGGAAAGUUGGUGGAAGAGAAAGAAAAUUUACUGUCACGUAACAAAGUCCUGGAGUGGUUGGGCUCGGAGAAAAAAGACAAUGCCGAUCUUCAG
Anneissia japonica is the source of this 738-nucleotide messenger RNA. RefSeq names its product protein CROWDED NUCLEI 4-like. The annotation marks the transcript as partial. Lineage: Eukaryota; Metazoa; Echinodermata; Crinoidea; Comatulida; Comatulidae. The record is from RefSeq and is a predicted model, not a curated record. The transcript has a single exon.